Pocillopora meandrina is the source of this 6995-nucleotide messenger RNA. Lineage: Eukaryota; Metazoa; Cnidaria; Anthozoa; Scleractinia; Pocilloporidae. The record is from the annotation of a GenBank genome assembly.
UUGCCACCUACUCUUGUAGAUAAAGUCUUCUGGUCAGAGAUGCGGCCAGAGGAAGAGGGAAGAUAUGUCAUCUGUUGUUGGAGUGGGGGACUAGAAUCCAUUACCCCAGAUGGUUUCAGCAGUCGAACACUUGUCCAUGAAUAUGGAGGGGGUGCUUUCUUUGUUCACAAGUACCGGAUCUAUUUUUCUAAUUAUGAAGAUCAAAGGAUGUACUGCCAGAAAAUAAAGAAAUCUGGGACUGAACCAGUUCCUAUCACUCCAAAGCAUAAAGCCUGGAGAUAUGCUGAUGGUGCCAUGUACAAAAAAAACAUCAUUGUUUGUGUACGUGAAGAUCAUGACGUGCUUUCUGAAGGAGCAGAAGAGGCACAAAACACAGUUGUAUCUAUCAACCGGAAGAAAAAAGAGCAGGUUGUGUUGGUGAGUUACUAUGGUAGUCAUAACCUGUUUGCUAUUUUGUGUAAGUCUGCUAUGGUGAGAAUUUAAAUGUUAAUCACUUCUGAGAAUUCAAGGGUGAAGGAUAGGUACGAUCACCAGUUCAAGUUUUUUAUUGAAUUUUUUGAGGAAAUACUUGGAAAAUGUAUAACUCAAGAAGCGUCAUUGUAUUAUUUAGGUAUAAUAAAAUUUGCACAGUUAUUGUUACUGGACAAUUAACUGAGCCCUUUCUAAAAUGAAAAAUGUAUAUUACUGCUAACUUGCUAGCACUACAGUACAACAGUUUGGCAAAAAACUUUAUUUUUAUGAAGGGUAGCUUGUGAUUUUUCCCUCUGAAAAUGUAUACAGGUCUGGGUAAGCCCACAGAUUUACUCAGUCAAUUGGAAACCCUUGGACUCAUACUUUUACUUGUCUUAGAAUCCAUAGGUCUCUAAUAUUCAUUUGACAAAUAUCUACUUUGCAAAGUCAGGUUUGACAAGCAUGUGUUUAGUGAUUUUAAUGGAUGUUUUUUAUGUGUUUUUAUCCCCAGGUUUCAGGAGCAAAUUUUUAUUCAACUCCAAGAGUAUCCAAGAAUGGCACAAUGGCUUGGGUACAGUGGAAUCACCCAAAUAUGGUAAGAUUAAUUAGAGAAGAAAUGCACAAGACUUUCAGUGCAUCCAGUGUUACACAUUGACCCAGUAAUUUGGUCUGAGCCAUUAUUGGGAAGACAAAAUUUAUGACCUCAUUCUGUCAGGCCAGUGGAGACCAACAGGUUUUCAAGAACCACAGAGAAUAGGGAGCAAGAGUGUUAGGAUUGACAGGAGAGUAAAAAGCACUGAAGAGGAAGAGAGGGUGGUUCGCUUGAGGGAAAUACAAAAAUGUCAAAAUCUGUCAUUUGAUAAUCUUCAGUAUUUUCUAAACAAGGGAGUUAGGAAUAACAAAUUUAGGAAGUAGGAGAUUGGGAAAGAUUUUCUGAACUAAGUGAGAUUUUUUUUUAUUUAAAGCCAUGGGAUGACACUGAGCUUUGGCUGGCAGAAAUAUCAUCGGAUGGAGAUUCACUAAAGGAAGACAGCAAACGAAAGGUAGGCACACUGUUGAAAAUCUCAAAGUUGUUACUCAAAUCCUAGGGCCACUUAUUUACACAAGGUCUGACCCAACCAUGGUUUUACCCAAUCAGUGGGCCUAAGGCCUUCUCCACAUGACCGUUGAUUUAGUUAAAUAAAUGUCCCUACACUGUUAGGUUUGGGCCCUCUUGACGCUGUUCAAAAAAAUAUUAAUGGCUUCGAUGAAAGGGUCAACUAAAUGGGGGAUUGUUUAGGAUGCAGUUUUGAAAUCUAGAGAUGAAACACAAUGAUGUAAUUGAAGGUCUUCAACUUGUUAGCUUCUUUUUUUCUCUUUUUAUAAUACUGAUUGUCCUUAUCUCUUUGUUGUCUGUAUAUUUAGGUAGCAGGGGGAGUUGGUAUCAGCGUCAUGCUUCCCAAGUGGUCCCCAGAUGACAAGCUCCUUUACAUCAACGACAAAACGAACUGGUGGAAUCUUUAUCAGUUAGAUGAUGAUGACAAGGCAACCAGUUUGUGUCCAAGGAAGGAAGAGAUUGGUCAGCCAGCGUGGGAGUUUGGAGGGAGUCCGUAUUCCUGCAAUCCCACUGGCAAUGGUGAUAUUCUCAUGAUUCAUGGCUCGGUAUGACUCUUUUAAUCACAGAUAACAAUUAUUUUUUUCAAAUGGCUGCUCCUUCAAAAUGACUAACAAAUUGUCUGAAGAGGCAAAGUUGUUUGAUAUACCAAGUUGAAUCCUUUAGGUGUUUGGAGAUAUGUUGAUUGGUUUCCCAUUUGGCUGUUGACUGCAUUUGGCUACUCUUCAUUUACUUUUGCUCUCAUGAAAAGCUAACAAUCAAAACAUAAGGGAUAGAAACUCUAUGGUGGCCAAUUUCUGUUAUCAACUCAAGUGAUAAAACCAAAUCAUCUCCUUACAUGAGUCAAGUAAACUAAGGCCUGCUCAGCACUGCGCCCAAGCCAUUGUGCCAUUCUUAGAUACUCUUGGAGUUCAAUAAAAAUUUGCUCCUGAAACUUGCAAAUAAAAACAAUUAAAAAAAUAUCAAUCAUAAUCACAAAACACAUGCUUGUCAACCUGACUUUGCAAAGUAGAUAAUUGUCAAAUGAAUAUUAGAGACCUAUGGAUUCUAAGACAAGUAUAAGUACCAAAUUCUCAGAACUAUCAUCAUCAGAAUUGUAUGGCAGACAGUAAGGAGAAUUGAUAAUGAGAUCUUGGGCAAUAAAGGUUUAAAUGAAAGUGCAAAAAGUCAGGCGCUCUACAUAGAAUACUUUUUUUUGCCUUUUCCAAAGACUCCUGAUAGAAUUCAAAAUAGAGACAAUCAAAAAGUAGUAACAAUGUCUUGCAUGAAAGUAUUAAUAAUGAAAUAUCUGAAACAACAACUCAAAGCUGUUCUUCUGGAAAUGAUUAUUCAUAUUUUGCCUUACAUUGUUUUAUAUGUGUGUGUGCAGGAGCUGGCAUGCCUCAAACCCUCUGGUGAAAAGCAGGAUAUUAAAAUUAAAGAGGAUGAUUACAAAGCUUUUGCCAAGCUGGAAUACUCUCCAGAUGGAAAGUACGCAUACAUGGUGGCAGGUGGACCACAGACGUUUGCAAAGCUUAUAAAAUUGGACCUGAAGUCUGGAAAAUCAUCAGUUAUCCGUGAAUCUCACGGUGCUCUGGAUAUUGAUGGGUACAUUAGUGUUCCUCAAGAAGUGAGCUGGGAUACACGUGAUGGUGCAAAGGCCUAUGGAUAUUACUACCCCCCUCAGGUAGGUCUGUGCUUCUAAGGGGUACCUGGAAUGUUUAGGGUGAUGUUAUGUACAGAUCAAGUUUGUCGUUAGGUUUUCAGAUCUUUACUUUCAUGAUCUUUGUUAGGUUCUUAGCUGUUUUUCCUUUGACAAUUUCCAAUAUGACUUAGUUACAAGUUGAGGGUUUGAAACAAUGAAUGAUUUUUCUUACUGUCUUUAUUGCAAAGUGCUAAUCCUGAUCAUCUUACAAAAAACAACAUCCCAUGCCUCACACCUAAGUAUGCAAAGAACAUAACACCACUCUGCUGAAGCAAACCAAUUCAAGCACCUUUCUUUUAGAUUGACCCUUUACACCUUAACUUUUAUCAGUAUUCAUAAUUAUUCUCCAUACUGGUCUCUAAACAUUUCCUAAGGUGCUGACAAGGCGAUUUUUUUUACAAAUAAUUUAGAGCUUCUUUAGUUGGUUAUCAUUGCCUUUAUUCUCUCCACCUUAAUGUUUGAUUCAGGGGUGAUGUUGUUUGGAGAAUUUAAAUGCCAGUCACUCUUAAGGAUCAAAGGGUUAAAUAUGGUAAACUCAUCAGUUGCAUUCCUUACAUGAGAGGCAUGGCCUCAUUUGCAGCAAGUUAAGCCAGUAGUGCAAAUGCUACUGAACACUUCCUAACAAACAAUAGGAUGAUCACUAUGUACAGAUCAGGUAUUUUUCAUGCAUUGUGUUAUAAAACUUUUCAGAACAAGGAUUAUCAAGGGCCAGAUGAUGAGACACCUCCACUGCUUGUCAAGGUUCAUGGGGGACCCACCAGUGCUUGUUCACCAGUGCUUGAUCUCAACAAACAAUUUGUUACAUCCCGAGGCUUUGCAGUGUUGGAUGUCAACUACCGUGGCAGUACAGGAUUUGGCAGAAAAUUCAGGGAUGCUCUUAAGACAAAGUGAGUGCACAAACCAGAGUUAUCAUUAACCCUUGUAUUCUGAAGAUCUCAUUAGUAAUUCUCCCAAUUGUCUGCCAUAAAUUACUUAUGAUUUCAAUUUGGAGAAGUUAUAAUUAGAUCAACUUGAGUUUCUUCUUUAUUUUCCUCACUUGUCUACUUGAUUCUGUGUUGAUAUUGUAAGGAGAAAUUCUGUCCUGGUCUCUCAUGGGGGUUUAAGGGUUAAAAGCUGGUACUGCUGGCCAAAAGAGGCUUGGUUUCAUUCAUCUCAUUUUCCUAUAAGUAGUGAUGAAAAAUCAUAUAAUUAUUGAAAUACCUUUGAAACGAUUUGUACAGCAGUCAGUUCUCCAUUUUGAGAUGAAUUGAAUGCAUGAUAGACAGGGUUAGAUGUUUGAUUCCAUCCCGUCUUGAAUUGGCUUAAAAGAUUGUAUGAACUUUGCCGAACAUGUGGGAUGAUCUUUGGCAAAAUUUUUCAAUGAUGCUUGGAAAAUUAAUGGCAGCAGGAAUGACCCAGCACACUAGGUGGGUGUGCAAUAAUAGAGCUCAGGAAAAUGUUAAUUGGGGAUUUAUCAUGUCAUGAUAUAAUCCCCAAUUAACAUUUUCCUAAUCAACAAAUUAAACAUUUUUCUUAAAAUUAUGGGUUAAUCUGCUAGACACUGACUCACCAAUACUAUUAUAUCUUUUUGUUAACCCUAAGUGCGCACAAUCAAAGAACAGUCCAAGUUAACCUUUAUGUGAAUAACCAAGUGAAAAACAUCAGUUGGAAAUCUGUCAUACUUCCUAAGUUAAGCAGAACAGCACCAAAGGCUUAUGACUUCUUCAGAUUUUGUGGAUCCACACCAAUUACAGAUUGAGUUGUGUGUCAGUUCAGAUUGCUAAAUUCCCUGGUUACAAAACAGUCAAGUUUAAAACUGCUUUCAAGAACAACAGAUGUAUAUUGGUAAACACUAAUGCAUAAUCCUGAAGUAAAUUAACACUUUUGAAGUAAGAAAUUCACUUUUUUCAAAUAUAAGUCACAAAAAUACAUUUUGGUAUUCAGAAACAAUUUUAAAAGUAAUUCAUAUGGAUUCCAUCACAGCUGGGGACUGAUAGAUGUUCAAGACUGCUGUGAUGGUGCACUGUAUCUGGCUAAAGAAGGCAAAGUUGAUGGCAAAAGGCUUACAAUUGAUGGUGGCUCAGCAGGGGGCUUUGUUGCAUUAUCUGCCUUAACAUUUCAUAAAGAUUUCAGUGCAGGAACAAGCAAUUAUGGAGUAUCUGACAUCUCAGCCCUUGCAGAAAAUACGCACAAGUUUGAAAGUCACUACACUGAAACACUUGUUGGCCCAUAUCCUGAAGAUAAGGCAACAUAUGAGGAGAGGUCACCAGUAUAUCAUGCUAGUGAGUGCAAGGCUGCUCUGGCAAUGUUUCAAGGCUCUGAGGACAAGGUGAGCUUUUUAUGAGUAUUUCUUCACAAUCAGACUUUCUUGAGCUGGUGACAACUGUGAACUAGCUACUAGCAAUUUCCUACAUUACGUAAAAAAACUGCCAGCUGGUGCCCUUUCAGGAAAAAGGCUGUGAUCACUAGAAAUUAGAUAUAAGGCACCUGAUUUACUAGGAAAGGACAAAAAAAUUCUCUUGUACCAGUUUAGGGUCACUUAAAUGAAAUCAUUGUAAGUGGAAGUAAUUUCAGUGUUAAAAAGUUUUUCAUAAACUCUGAUAGAUUAUGAAAAUAUUUUUCCAGUAAAAUAAAGAUUUAACCAAUCCUAAAAGUAGAGCUCCAAUCAGUUCAGAUUCUACUAACCUUCAUUAUGUGAGUUUAUCAGUAAAUAGAGGAAUUAAGUAAGAAGAUUGGAUACUAAUCCACUGUAAGGUCACUCUUAGCAUUUCAUCAGGCUUCCCUGACAGUUUGCCAGCACUCAUUUACACUCCUGUGUGAAAAGAGGCAUUGUGAGAGUAAAAUGAUUGUCCAAGAACACAACACACAAGUGGCAAUGUUGAAAGUCAAGUGGGGCUCACACUAAAACCUUCAAAUCUGCAGUCCAUAGUGCUAGCUGUCACUCUGACUAGCAGGUGUUAUCCUAAAAUUUCUAUGAGAUUGUGAGAUAUGAGAAAGGUUUAGUUCUUUCAUUUGUUUAUUGUUCUUUAGAUCGUCCCACCUGAACAGUCAGAAAAGAUGUAUGAUGCAGUCAAGCAUAAUGGAGUCCCUGUGGCAUACAAAGUUUUUGAAGGUAGUGUGUUUAUUAUGUCACUGUUGACUGAAAAGUGUUUACAGAGUUAACCAUGCAUGCACUGAGUUUGAGUGAGCUAUUUGGUGCUGUGCCUGUUCUUUUAAAAAGAGAAACAGAUUCAGCUUGCUGCUCCUGAAAUAAAUUUGUUUAAGAGUGCUCAUAGGGAGUUUGAAAAAUUGUAGAACAAGACACAAGAUUAUGCCCUUUAUAGCACAGAAACUACCAAGAUUAAACUCUCUGAAAUGAAACUCUCAUUUCAAUUCUCACUUUUCUAACCAUAACAGUGGAAAGAAGUUUACUUGCCUAGAUUAAUUGUUGAUGGAAGAGAUUAAUAAUUAACACUAACUGACUCAUGCAAGUUAGAUGAGUAUGACAUUCCCCUCCCCCCCCUCCCCCUCCUGCCAUGAGUGGACUGAAUGAGACAAAUUCCUCUGCACUGAGGGGAAGAAAAAACAAUUUUCCGACCUUAUUGUUCAUUCAACCUUAAUCAUUGAUGAAAUCUUUUAUUCUUUUUUCAAGGUGAACAACAUGGUUUUCGCAAAGCAGAAAACAUUAAAUUCUCUAUUGACGGAGAAUUCUACUUCUACUCCAAAGUUUUCAAUUUUGAUGCACCUGGCAUUCAAGUGGAUGUGAGUAGCUUUAACAUUUUACAUCACAUGAAUGAUUAUUUAUGGUGA